AUUUUAAAACCCCCCUAUUUCUCUCUCUCCUUUGCUCUCAGACUGUCGAACGUUCCUGAUGAGGCAACCCCCAAGGGAAGAGCGCUGUAUCCUCUGGCCUGGCCCCAUCAGGACCGUCUGAUGAGGCUUCCCGUCGCCGCCGCCGCGGUGACGAUUGUCGCAGUGUUGAUGGCCCUCUUCUCCGCCGCCGCGGAUGGGCUGGGCUCCGCCGCCACCGUCACCAUCAGCCACGGCACGGGCACCGUCUGCGGGGUCCUCGCCGGGGCCUCGCCGCGGAGCAUCCUGUGCGCCCGUGGAACGCAGCCGGUCUUCUCCAUACCGCCGAACGUCUCCUUCGACUCCGUCUCCGGCGGCCGGGACUUCCUCUGCGGGCUCAGGUCCGGCGGCACCGCCUUCUUCUGCUGGAACGCCAGCAACGCCUCCUCCACCGAUCUCCCCCCGAAGCGCGUCUACAACGGACCCGCCGUGUUGACGAACCUCACCGUCGGGGAGGACCAGAUCGCCGCCAUCGACCGGAACGGCCCAGGGAUUCGGUGGUGGCGUGGGGACGACAGCUUCCCCCGCUUCCUCGUCCGCGGUUCCUACCACUCGCUCACCUCGGGGCGCGUCUUCUCCUGCGCCAUUGACACGAAUCACACCGUCCGGUGUUGGGGACGGCGCGGCGAAGAGAUCCAAAGCGACUUCAAGAACGCAUCGAUGGUGAGCAUCGUCGCAGGGGACUCCCACGUCUGCGGUCUAAGCACCACGGGCUUCUUAGUCUGCAAGGGAAGCAACGAUUAUGGGCAAUUGAACGCGCCCUCCGGCCCGGCAUUCGAGUUCUCCAGCCUCGCUCUGGGAGAGAGCCAGUCGUGCGCCGUUCGCCAAGCCAACGGAACGGUGGUCUGCUGGGGUGGCGGCGGCGAGAGUGGGACCUAUGCUCCGAUGAACACGACUUCGUUCCAGUUCGUCGUGGCCGGCGGCAAUCUUACCUGCGGCCUCACCUCGAUUAACUUUUCGGUGGUAUGCUGGGGGACGAACCGGAGUAAUCCGGCGGUGACCGUUAUUCCAUUGCCGAUUCUUCCAGGGAUUUGUACUGCUGAUCAGAACUCUUGUACAUGUAACAUCGUUCCGGAUUCGGCGAGACUCUGCUCUGGUUCUGGAGUUAUUUGCAGUCCCUGUCUAUCGCCAGCGUCUCCACCGCCGCUUCCUUCGCCGUCGGCACCACCUCCGCCAUUAACGUCAAGAAAGACAAGCAAGAGGUGGCUGGCUUUCGGUAUUGUGGGGUCAGUUGGGGCCUUCGCCGGAGUCUGUACGAUAAUCUACUGCUUGUGGACAGGGGUGUGCAGGAACAAGAAGGUCCACAAUUCUGUCCGGCCUAACAUCACUGCCGGCGAGCAUGGAGGCGCCAAUUCGGGGGUCACUUCGGGUGCCGGAGCUGGAGGAUCGAUUCUUCCGAGCCCUUUCACCUCCCCUCCGGGGUCCAGGUCCCGAAUAUUCCGACGGCAGGGGUCGCGGGUCAUGCGGCGGCAGAGGAGCGGGCCGUCGUCGUUCAAGGACAGAGCAGAGGAGUUCACCUUCACCCAGCUCGCUGCCGCCACUAAAAAUUUCUCCUUGGAGACCAAAAUCGGUGCCGGGAGCUUCGGCACCGUGUAUAAAGGCAAGCUUCCCGACGGGCGGGAGGUGGCGAUCAAAAGAAGCGAGUCCGGUCCCAGGACCAAGAAGUUCCAAGAGAAAGAGAGCGCCUUUCAGUCGGAACUGGCCUUCCUCUCGCGACUCCACCACAAACACCUGGUGGGCCUGGUUGGCUACUGCGAGGAGGAGGAGGAGAGGCUCCUGGUGUACGAGUACAUGAAGAACGGAGCUCUCUACGACCACCUCCACUCCAAGGAUAACACUUCCACCGUCCUCAACUCCUGGAAGAUGAGGAUAAAGGUGCUAUUGGACGCGGCGAGGGGCAUCGAAUACCUCCACAACUACGCCGUACCGCCGAUCAUCCACAGAGACAUCAAAUCGUCGAACAUCCUUCUCGAUGGGAACUGGGUGGCGAGGGUGUCGGACUUCGGGCUGUCGCUGAUGGAGCCGGAGUCGGACAGCGGGCACCUCUCGAUGAGGGCGGCGGGGACGGUGGGGUACAUGGACCCGGAGUACUACGGGCUCCACCAUUUGACGGUGAAGAGCGACGUCUACGGCCUCGGGGUGGUGAUGCUGGAAGUCUUGACGGGGAAAAGAGCGAUCUUUAAGGAUAAGGAGGAGGGGAAUCCGACGAGCGUGGUGGACUACGCGGUGCCGAGCAUCGGGGCCGGGGAUUUGGGGCGGGUGCUGGACACGCGGGUGGGACCACCGGGGCCGCAUGAGGCGGAGGCGGUGGAGCUGGUGGCGUACACGGCGGUGCACUGCGUGAGCCUCGAGGGGCGGGAGCGGCCCUUCAUGGCCGACAUCGUCGCCAACCUGGAGAGCGCCCUCGCGCUUUGCGAGGAUAGCCGUGGCAGCAUCUCCAGCAACAGCAUAUCCCUCGCCUCCGUCGAUUGAUUUUUUUUUUUUCCCCGUCGAGGAGAGACAGAAAGAAAAGAAUUCUUUUCUUAACACUUUCCUCCAUUUCUCCAAAUAUUUCCAUUUUGAUACCUUAUUUUUGAUGCUUGUAAAUGAAAUUCUUAUGAAAUCGUGCGGUUGGAUUGGUGGGUGAAA
Messenger RNA from Elaeis guineensis (African oil palm), 2664 nucleotides. Its product is annotated as putative serine/threonine-protein kinase-like protein CCR3. NCBI's taxonomy places the organism in Eukaryota, Viridiplantae, Streptophyta, Magnoliopsida, Arecales, Arecaceae. Gene Ontology annotation, biological process: protein phosphorylation. Gene Ontology annotation, molecular function: ATP binding; protein kinase activity. The record is from RefSeq and is a predicted model, not a curated record.